Saccostrea cuccullata (small rock oyster) is the source of this 2044-nucleotide messenger RNA. RefSeq names its product protein IMPACT homolog. Gene Ontology annotation, biological process: regulation of translational initiation; GCN2-mediated signaling. The coding region runs from base 142 to 1341 and encodes 399 amino acids. NCBI's taxonomy places the organism in Eukaryota, Metazoa, Mollusca, Bivalvia, Ostreida, Ostreidae. Gene Ontology annotation, cellular component: cytoplasm. The transcript has a single exon. The record is from RefSeq and is a predicted model, not a curated record.
CGGCUUAGUUUUGAGCUCCGGAGAUUUUUGUCAAUUUAGGGCAUUUCUAGAAGGAUUUUAAUAUUCGUAUCUUGGUUUACUGUUUUGCUUCUGUGCUUUGAGAGGGCUGUUUGUGAUAUUUGUGAUAUUUCUGCAUUUACAAUGCCGUCAGACAGAAGAAAAACUGGUGCUACGUCUAAAAAGCAGGCUGAGGAGUGCUCACAGAAGAAUGCAGGUAGUGACCCGUUAGAAGACCAAGCCGAUAAUCAGUCUAUUGUUGCCGCUAUUGAGGACAUUAAAACAUCAGUGGAAACUAUAAGAAAUGAUCUUUCGGAGGGUGAUCAGAGCGUAAAUUCAAAAUUAAAAUACGUUUCAGAACAAAGUGAGAGCAAUUAUGAAGAUAUAUCUUUGCUACGACAAGAAAACGCUCAAUUGCGGAGAGAACUGCGAUCGGUUGUAAUCCGAAUGGACAGGAAAAUGUCCGUUAUCGAAAACGAUGUUACGGAUCUUAGAUCAAGGUCUAUGCGGGACAAUAUCCUUAUUCAUAAUUAUCCUUACGAAUCCAACGAGAACCUAACCACGUCGAUGCCAGUUACUUUUAAAGAACUUCUUGGGGUGGAUGUAAGUUUUGUAAGGAUUCAUAGGAAUGGGGUGCGUCCAGAAUAUAAUUCUGAUCGACCAGUAUCCAUUACUGCAAAGCUGACCGACCGUAGUAAAAUCAACACAAUUCUUAAUGCCCAAAAGCUAAAGAAAAUGGCUAAACAACCUUUGCCUUUCUUUAUCACCACGCAGCAACCUGCAUCUAUUGUUUCCGCUAGAAACAAGGUGUACGAUACGGCAGAGUCUUUGAAAACUCAAAAUAUUACUGCUAAGAUUCAAAAGAAUCAUGUAAUCUUACCCAACGGCGCCAGAUAUAAAGAGGAUGUUCCAUUUCUAACGAAUGCAGAUGCGUUAUUGGUAACAGCUGAAGAGACGGAACACCUAGACUCGGUUGAAAUAAAAAACUCGGACCCAAUCAAAAAGGACGGCUCAGAAUUUAUGGCUUUCGGUGCUCGAGUUAAAACUGCGGAUGCUGUGAAGAAUAUGUACAGCAAAGUUUUAAUAGAUCCCUACGCAGCCAGUGCCGAUAACCGAAUCUUGGUAUACAGAUUCGUCACAGAGGACGGUGCCUUACAUGAAAAUUACCACGAUGAUUCCGAACAUGGUGCCGGGCGGAAGAUGUUGCGAUACAUGAGAGAAAAUAACAUUCAAAACGCCGCUUUCGUCAUCACAAGGUGGACGGGUGAUGCUCAUAUUGGACCUCAUAGAUUUUCAAUAAUGGAACAGUUGGUAAAUGAUGUCGCCAAUUCUUUGGAAAUGUGACUUCUGAUGUCAUACAGACAUACACACGGUAAUGGUUAAAUAAAACAAAACUCAAACAGUUACGACUGACGUAACCAUGUUAACAGGAGUCUUAUAGCUGAAAGGUGACCUUAUUGAUGUUGUAAAUAUGUUUCCUUUUUUGUAAAUACGAAUAUUAAUGCCGUUUUUUUUUUCUUCUUCAAAUGUAAUAUAAUGAAAGUUUAUAUUAAGAAUUUAAUUUUUGUUUAAUAUAUUAUAUAUGUAUGAAACCGGAUUUAAAAAUAGUUUUCGACUUGGAAAUUACAUUGGUACUUUUCUGGAUUUAAAUGUUUACUCUUUUUGAUUUUCUAUUUUAUUCUCAUAACGGCAUUUCCGAUAUGAUUUAUAUAUAAAUUUAUCGUUGCCCUAUCGACAAAAUCUCUAACAAGACGUGCAUAUCUAUCACUCUAUGAUGCAUGUGUCUUUAUUACUAAACCAUUCUUUAAUUUCCUCUUCUAUCUUCUCUUCUACCUUUAGCAUGUUCAGAGCGACAUAUUUUCUGAUGGUGAGUAAAUGUUUGUCCAGGUUUUUUGCACCAGUUCAAUUUCAUAUUUCAUGUCUGGUUUUACAGUAGUUUCAGUAAAUUGUCAGGGUCUUCAUGAUUUUAAAAAGAGAAAGGACAUACUCCAAUAUUAUAAGCAAUUUCAAUGCAAUAUAUUGUGUCUACAAGACACUCAUUUUACAG